GGGAACUCGCGGUCGCGGCCGGACGGGUGGUGUGAGCGGCUCGAUAUUGCGCGGGAGGAGGGUGCGGACAGCAGUGAUGUGGAGAAGGCGCUGCAGGACGAGGCAGAGGAGGAGGAGGCCGCCGAUAAGUGGGAGGUCCGCUGGGAGGACGGCGAUACAGAUAAUCCAAGGAAUAUGAAGAAGUGGGAGAAGUGGGUGUGCACCUACGUCGUCUCGUCGGCGAGUCUUUGCGUGACCUGUACGAGUUCCAUCUACACGAGCACGUACACGCAGAUCAAGGGCGAGUUUGGAAUUCCGCAGCUGGAGGCAGUGGCCGGACUGAGUCUUUUCGUGAUGGGUCUCGGAAUCGGACCGAUGAUUCUCGCGCCGCUAUCGGAAUUCUACGGGCGGAGACCGACAUACCUCGUUUCUUUCACCGUUUUCACCCUGCUGUUCCUGCCGUGUGCGUUGGCCCCGCAUAUCGCCGUGUUGCUGGUUUUCCGCUUCUUUUCGGGAAUGGCCGGGAGUGCGUUCCUGUCUGUGGCCGGAGGGACCGUGGGUGAUAUGUUCUCCGGGAGAGACUUGGGUGCUCCCAUGAUGAUCUAUACCGCCAGUCCUUUCGUCGGCCCCGAACUCGGCCCCCUGCUCGGAGGCUUCAUAAACCAGAACAUCAGCUGGCGGUGGACAUUCUGGAUCGUAAUGAUCUGGUCGUUCCUCGAGCUCUGCCUGCUAUACUUCUUCGUCCCCGAAACCUACACUCCUGUCCUCCUGCGUCGGCGCGCUGUGCACCUCCGCGCCACCACUUCGCAACCCUACUACGCCCCCAUCGAGAACCUGACCCGCAGCAUCCCGCGCACGAUCGCCUGGUCCUGCCUGCGGCCUUUUCAGCUCCUCUUCUUCGAGCCCAUGGUGCUGCUCCUGUGCAUCUUCACCGCCAUCCUGCUGGGCGUGUUAUACCUGUUCUUCCAAGCCUUCCCACUGGUCUUCUCGAAAGUCCACGGCUUCGACCUGCAAACAAUCGGGCUGACGUUCCUGGGGCUAUUCGUGGGUAUGGUAAUUGGGAUCCUCUCGGACCCAUUCUGGGGGUCGCUACGGCAGCGCUUGGUCGCCAAGAACGGCGGCGUGAGCGAACCCGAGUUCCGCUUGCCCUCGGGGAUCCUGGGCGGCGUGCUCGUCCCCAUCGGCCUGUUCUGGUUCUCGUGGACAACGUACGCCUCCGUCCACUGGAUCGUCCCUAUCAUCGCCUCGGCAGUCUUCGGCACCGGCACCCUGCUGGUAUUCUCCGGAGUGUUCACGUUCCUGGUCGACGCGUACCCGCUGUAUGCCGCUAGCGCGCUCGCCGCGAAUUCAUUUGUGAGAUCGUCGUUUGCGGCUGGGUUUCCGCUGUUUAGUGGCGUGCUCUACGCCCGUCUGGGGUAUCAGUGGGCGGGCAGUAUUCUUGCGUUCUUGACGGUCGUUAUGGCGCCGGUUAUGGCGGCUUUCUUUUUCUGGGGCAAGAGGAUCCGGAAGGGAAGUAGGUUUGCGGGCGGGAAGUAGGGGGCUAACUAGUGGGUUCAUGGGAAGCAGAGUGCAUUG
Molecule: messenger RNA, 1554 nt
Organism: Tricharina praecox
Lineage: Eukaryota; Fungi; Ascomycota; Pezizomycetes; Pezizales; Pyronemataceae
Product: major facilitator superfamily domain-containing protein
Exons: 4
Coding region: 175-1515 (446 amino acids)
Biological process (GO): transmembrane transport
Cellular component (GO): membrane
Molecular function (GO): transmembrane transporter activity
Source: RefSeq, a predicted model, not a curated record